Molecule: messenger RNA, 4599 nt
Organism: Planococcus citri (citrus mealybug)
Lineage: Eukaryota; Metazoa; Arthropoda; Insecta; Hemiptera; Pseudococcidae
Product: DNA topoisomerase I, mitochondrial-like
Exons: 18
Coding region: 146-3136 (996 amino acids)
Biological process (GO): DNA topological change; DNA replication; chromosome segregation
Cellular component (GO): chromosome; nucleolus
Molecular function (GO): DNA topoisomerase type I (single strand cut, ATP-independent) activity; DNA binding
Source: RefSeq, a predicted model, not a curated record
UUGUUAACAGUGUUUCUCUAGUUUCUAACUGCUCUUGAAUUGAAUAAGUUUAACUUGUGCUCCCUAAAUUAAUUCGUGUAGUUAAUACGUUGAAAUUUGCUACGUAUGACAAUUUAGUGUGAAAUUUAAAUCGUCUCGAAAUUCAAUGGAAUCUCCAGCCGUCGAAUUCAAUGACGAAGCUAAAUUUGCUGUUAAAGAUGGCGAAGUUAAAACAGACCACGUAAUGAACGGACUAUCUAACGGUAUUAACAAUAAAUCUGACAGUCAUCACAAGCAUAAGCAUAAGGACAAAGAUAAAGAUAAAGAUAAGCAUCAUGACAGACAUAAGCAUAAAGAUAAGGACAAAGACAGGGAUAGGGAGAAGCACUCAAGUAGUAAAGACAAGAGCAGUAAAGAAAGCUCAGAGAGGAAGCAUAAGGAUGAAAGAAGAGAUAAGGAUCGAGACCGUGAAAAAGAAAAAAGCAAAGAGCAUCGUGACAGAGAUCACCACAGCAGUAGCAAACAUCGCGAAUCCGGAGAUAAAGUAAAAGACAAGGAUAACGCCGAGAAGAAUAAGGAGAACCGUGACAAAGAACACAAGGAUAAAAGUAAAAAUCAUUCGGAUAAGCACAGAAGCCACGAUAGUAGUAAAUCUAAAGAACAUCGCAGCUCUACUUCAGGAAGUAGUUCUAGCAAAAGUCAUUCGUCGUCCUCCUCGUCGAAGGAUAAACAUCAUAGUAGCAGCAGCAGUAGCAAAGAUAAACACUCUUCCGAUAAACAUAAAGAUCGUCAUUCUACUUCAUCGUCCGACAAGCAUAGUAGUAAGCAUAGCUCGGAUAAAAAAAGCUCUAGCGAUAAAGACCGGUCGGCCGAUAAAUCAGAUAAACAUAAAGAUAGGCACGAAUCUGAUAAGAAACCAAAAGAAAACGAAGAAAAGAAAAUUAAAACCGAGCCGGAAGUCGAAAUCAAAAAAGAAAUCCAAAAUGAUAGUUGGAACGAAGAAAUUUUCGUCAAGCAAAAGCAGUCCAUGAGCAACAACCAAGUUAAACAAGAAGUGAAAUCCGAACCCGAAGAAGAUGAAGAGGAAUUCGAAGAAAGCCAAGGAGAAGAUACCGAAGAUCAAUCUGACAGAAAUUACGAAUCUUCCCUGAAAAGCGAAGCAGAUUCCGAAGACGAUGUUCCUCUGGCGCAAAGAUCAUCGAUUCCAUCUAAACGUAAAAGUUACGUAAGUGAUGAUGACGAAGACGAUGUACCUCUCAGCGCUCGUAAGAAAGUUAAGAAAGAAGCUAAGCCUGAAAAACCCAAGAAACGCAAGAAAGACGUGUACAGCGACGACGAAUCCGAAGAUGACCGUAAAAAGAAAAAAUCGCAAGCGUCGAAGAGUAAAGUGAAAAAAGAACCGAAAUCAGAACCGAAACAAACCACGUCUCCGACUAAAAAGAAAAAGAAGGACGAAGAGGAGGAAACAGUCUGGAAAUGGUGGGAAGAAGAAAAGAAAGAAGAUGGCGUGAAAUGGCGUUACCUCGAACACAAAGGACCGUUAUUCGCUCCAGCUUACGAACGUUUGCCGAGAAAAGUGAAAUUCUAUUACGAUGGUAAAGCGAUGGAAUUGUCUCAAGACGCCGAGGAAAUUGCCACCUUCUAUGCGCCUCUGAUCGAUCACGAUUACUCGACCAAGGAACAAUUUAACAAGAAUUUCUUCAAAGAUUGGCGUAAAUCUAUGACCAAGGAGGAGAAAGAAAUUAUCACCGAUUUGAAGAAAUGUAAUUUCCGCGAAAUACAAGAACAUUUCAAACAAAAAUCGGAAGAACGUAAAGCGAUGAGUAAAGAAGAGAAGCUGAAACGUAAAGAAGAAAACGAAGCUAUUACGCUAGAAUACGGUUUCUGCACCAUCGACGGUCAUAAGGAGAAAAUUGGUAACUUUAAAAUCGAACCUCCUGGUUUGUUCCGUGGUCGUGGAGAGCAUCCUAAGAUGGGCAUGUUGAAAAAACGAGUCCAACCCGAAGAUGUUAUCAUCAAUUGCAGCAAGGAUGCCAAAGUACCCAAACCCCCAGAGGGGCGUAAGUGGAAGGAAGUCAGACACGACAAUAGCGUUACUUGGUUAGCCAGUUGGAUUGAAAACGUACAAGGUCAGGUCAAAUACGUCAUGUUGAAUCCGUCUUCGAAACUGAAAGGAGAAAAGGAUUGGCAGAAGUACGAAACCGCUCGUAAAUUAGCCAAGUGUGUGGAUAAAAUCCGGCAAGAUUAUCGCGAAGAUUGGAAAUCCAAAGAAAUGAGGAUAAGACAACGAGCGGUAGCCAUGUAUUUUAUUGACAAGCUUGCCUUGAGAGCUGGUAACGAAAAAGACGAAGAUCAAGCUGACACUGUAGGUUGUUGUUCGUUACGUGUCGAACAUAUCCAACUGCACGAUGAACUUAACGAUAAAGAGAACGUGGUAGUGUUCGACUUCUUGGGUAAAGAUUCAAUUCGUUACUAUAACGAAGUUCCCGUCGAUAAGAGAGUCUUUAAGAAUUUAAAAUUAUUCUGCGAAAACAAGAAAGAAGGCGACGAAUUGUUCGAUAGGUUAAAUACUGGCAUAUUAAACAAACAUUUGAACGAAUUAAUGGAAGGCCUGACUGCCAAAGUAUUCAGGACAUAUAACGCCUCGAUUACGUUACAAAAUCAAUUACGUGAGCUCACCGAUCCUAAUGCCAGCGUUGCCGAAAAACUUCUACAAUACAAUCGAGCCAACCGAGCUGUGGCCAUCUUAUGUAACCAUCAACGUGCUAUACCGAAAUCGCACGAAAAAUCGAUGGGUAACUUGAAACAGAAAAUCGAGACCAAGAAAGAACAGGUGGCCGAAGCGCAGAAACAGUAUAAAGAAGCGAAACGCGAUGCUAAAGAUGGAUCUGCUCAUAGUAAAAUGGCUUUGGAGAAGAAGAAGAAAGCGUUGGAAAGAUUGAAAGAGCAGCUGAUGAAAUUAGAAGUGCAAGAGACAGACAGAGAAGAAAAUAAAACAAUCGCGUUGGGUACUUCGAAGUUGAACUAUUUAGAUCCCAGGAUAUCGGUGGCCUGGUGUAAGAAAUACGACGUACCCAUUGAAAAAGUUUACAAUAAGACCCAACGAUCAAAAUUCCGAUGGGCUAUAGAUAUGGCUGGGCCAGAUUUCGUGUUUUAAUUUCGUCCAACUUAUUAUCACACUGAUCUAAAUUAUUCCAUUGAGCGACACUACCAUCGCUCUCUUCGUUAUCGUUCAUUUCCUUCCGUUUUGAAUUCUUCGAACAUUUAUUUAUUCUUUUUUUUUAUGUUGAAAAUUUUUAAUUUCCUCGUAUUUCUUUAUUUCUCAUCAUUUUCUCGUAUUUUUAUUUCGGAAAUGAAAAAAAAAAAAAAAAAAGGAAACUGAUUUUAUGAUCAUUAUAUCGAUGCAUACGUAUCUCGUAUAUUUAUACAUACUUUUUUGUGAAUUAUUUAAAGAAAAAAUGUAGUUGCGAAUAUGGUGACAGUCGCUAUUUCAUUGUAAUUUUUCCUUUUUUCUCUUUUUAUUAUUAGAUAGGUAUUUUUUUUAUAAGGCUUUCGAAGUCUUUCGAAAACAACAAAAAAAAACAUAGCACUUUGUUCUUCUUGGGCGAAGGUUGCUUUUUAUUUGUAAAAUUUGUUUGUAAAUUGUCGCUUUACAUUAUUACGUGUUAUUGUUUAUCUUUCUUAGUUUUUUUUUGAAACGCGCGCACCAAACGAUUCGAGGUGUUUUUUUUUUUUUCAAAAGCGAAGUCCGAACAAGAAGGUAUUUUAUCGACUAGACAGCCUAGUAAAAUAAUUAACGGAAGCCCAGUUGUGAGCAAUCAGACGAGUAUUUUAGGAUUUUGUAUAUAUACUUAAGGUUUAAGUUUUAGCUUGUUUUUUUCUGCGCUAUAUUUUGUAGGUCGAGAUCGCAAGGUUUAAUUUAUUAUUUUCCCCUCUCUCUUUUCAUUACUCUUUACUUAUAUAUACUUUCUCUUUUUUUUUGUAUCUGUAUUUUUAAUUUAAUUUUAACGAUUGCAAAUUUAAGUGAAAAAUUUUCCGGCGUGUAGGGAGAUCCUAUCACCCACUGACGACUUAUUGUUGUGUUAUUAAAACUUAUGUAGUAUUAUUAACUGUGUGAUAUAUCGAAUUUUCUAAACGAAAACAGAUUUUGUGAAAGAGCGAUUUUUAUUUGUAUGUAUGUAUGAAUGUAUGUACUAUCUACUCGUACAUUUGAAUAUUACUCAAGUUGUGUGUGUAUGUGUGUUUGAUUGAAUUGUAAGCUGGUGAUCUUCGAGAUAUAUAGGAGAUUCAAGCAAGUAUUGUAAGAAUGGAUUAUUCGUUUUCCUUUUUUUUUCUUUUUUUUCUAAGAUUCAUCGUUCGAGUGUGUAUAAUAAUAGCUCGAAAAUGUAUCAUUGUGGAGGUAGUAACGUUUUUUUUUAGGUAAUUUGCAAAACCAUCUGGAAGGUUUUGUGAUACGAAAUCGACGUGUGAUGUUGAUUUGUGUUACACGACGCGUAGUUUCUACAGAGGUAAAUAAAUCGUUAGGUUUACGAGUAAUUUAAACCAUUUUUGAUCGUGUUUGUAUAUUUUUUUAGUUAAAUUUGCUACACACCACGUAUUUAAAUAUAUGUAUUUAUAAAU